AUGGCCCAUGACGCCCCAACCAUCAAUACCGAUCUUGCUUCAGUGCUGCGAACUCCACGCCAGGAACAAGAAGUGAUUUCGGAAGCGCUUCGCAUCAUUCAGCAUAUGGAGUCCGCCCCGGACUGCAACCGUCUAGCUGCCUUGAGCUUGAUCAAUGACUGCAAAUCCCUCGAGGAUGGACCGAACGAAACGAAGAGAGCCUUUCCGAACAUUCUCGACGAAGUGAAAUCCGAAUACGCUGCUAGACUUGCGGUUUGUGAGCUAGUAGGCGCAAGAGCGAAGGUAUCUCGAGAUUGUCUUAUCUUGGUUCCAUCGGCGGCCGCCUGUGACGAAGGUGGCCUGUUCUCGUUCGGACGUCGCAAGCGAAGUCAAGCCUCAGCUGGUGAACUAUGCUAUCCGAAAGCAACUCAAGCAAAAUUCGAGUCGUGCCUUAAGGCCCUAGCUGAUAAUGCGCAAUCUUGGACAUCGUAUAGCAAUUCGCGGCAAAAUGCGGUCGUCAUGUGCCGUGCGAGUCGAGACAGCAUUGAGCGAGAGAAGACGCUCGCGAUAUACAAGUCAUUGGCAGAGGUUGUCGCGGAUCUGACAGGAGCGUACGAGGAAACGAGUCGAAAUCUACAACAUGCGAUGGAGACCUGGCUUGAUGAACAACACAAGUUUGCGGAUAAGAUACGCAUGUCUCAAGAGAAUGUGAGGAACGAGAUGCAGGCCAAUCGAGAUAUGACUCGACAGUCUUUCGCAGAUUUGUCUCACCAGGCUAAAGAACUACGCCAAUAUCUUGCAGGUUACGAAGUUAGUAUCAAACAUUUUCAGCAAUUCAUGAAAGAGGUGUUCCACAACAUCUCAGAAAGUAGCUCCCAGCAGACUACCAAUCAGCAACAUGAGCUACAAGUCUACCAUCAGAAUGCGAUUGCUGGGCUUCAAGAAUCCAUUGAUACUUUCAUGCGUGGCCUUACCACUCUAUCAAGCUCCAUUGGUAUGGUUCGAGAUGAAGCGGAAUUGACUCACAAAACUCUCGUCACGGUCAAUGAGGGUCUUAUGCUAGUAGACACGGAGCUGAAAGUCAUCAAAGCUGAUACGGAGAAAAUCCAUACUGCCAUAGAAGAGUCCAAAGAAACGUUUAAGAUACUCUCUCUAAUCGGAAGUUUCGUUGUUAACCCAAAAUGGCUCAUGAUGGCAGCUAUGGUUCUCGGCAGCUUCCUCUACGGUACAUGGAGGCUCAGUAAACGAAUCGCUGGAUUGACACUUAUGCUUGGAGGGACAUGUCAUUUCCUAUACAGAGUUGGCAUCUUACAUUCGGCGCAAGAUGUGAUCUUGCAGGCGAAGGUCUUCAUCACACACCAAGGCCUCACGAUACUGCUCGCAGUUGGAGCAGUGGGUUUGCUUUCUAUCUCGACCGUACUGUGGUCGUGGUCUCAAAAUGCAUAUCUGUAUAUGCUGGAAGAUGAGCAAGGAACGACAGCCAUUCUGCCUCGCGUUGAAGAUCCAGGACUUCCAAGUAUCGCCGAACACCAUCGCUUUAAGAAACUUCUCGACAAACUACACUCAGCCUACUAA
This is a messenger RNA of Aaosphaeria arxii CBS 175.79, 1554 nucleotides long. RefSeq lists its product as uncharacterized. Gene Ontology annotation, biological process: karyogamy involved in conjugation with cellular fusion; nuclear membrane fusion involved in karyogamy. The transcript is spliced from 7 exons. The coding region runs from base 1 to 1554 and encodes 517 amino acids. The record is from RefSeq and is a predicted model, not a curated record. Gene Ontology annotation, cellular component: endoplasmic reticulum membrane. NCBI's taxonomy places the organism in Eukaryota, Fungi, Ascomycota, Dothideomycetes, Pleosporales.